AUGGCGAUGGAGGUAGGGAAUGUGAGGAGUACCCUGUUUUGGGAAGAUAACUGGUUGCAAGAUGGCCCAUUGAAGGUGGCAUUUCCAAGACUGUACUCUAUGUCGAAUCAGCAAGGUUCGAUGUGGCGGAGAGAGUUAUUCCAAUGGGAGCUGGAACUUGUCCACCAACUUCAUGAGCGGCUAAGACAGGUGAAAUUGUCAGAUGGAAAAGAUGAUAAUAUGGUUUGGAAGUUUAAUAGUAAAGGGGUAUUUUCUACCAAGUCUGUUGUGCAGGUCCUACAAUCGGAGACUCUGUCAGAUGAGAUAACGAGCUACAGUUUCACAAGUUCUGUUUGGAGAGGAGUGGUACCGCCGAGGAUUGAGCUUUUUGGGUGGUUUGUACUUAUUGGCAGAGUGAAUACCAAGGAGAGAUUGAGUAGACUAGGCGUUAUAAGGCCCAGUGAUAAUCUCUGUGUACUUUGCAAAAAGGAGAUAGAGUUGGUGGAGCAUUUAUUUCUCCUAGGUGAGCUAACAUGGAAGGUGUGGGAUAGUUGGUUGAGGUCUUUUGGGGAGGUGUGGCCUAUUCCUAGAACCAUAAGGGAACUAUUUGAGCGGUGGACCGGUAGGCAUAAGCGGAAACAAGAUCAGAAGAAAUGGUUGCCGGGGUUCUUUGCAGUUAUUUGGAACAUUUGGGUGGAACGCAAUGUUAGGAUUUUUAAUAAUAAGGAAACAGGUGUGGAGUUCGUAAUAAGGAAGACGAUUCUGAGCUACAACGAAUGGACUAGGAGUGAUCCUUUAGGUGGUUGA
Messenger RNA from Arachis ipaensis, 786 nucleotides. The record is from RefSeq and is a predicted model, not a curated record. NCBI's taxonomy places the organism in Eukaryota, Viridiplantae, Streptophyta, Magnoliopsida, Fabales, Fabaceae.